UUUGGGGUAUUUCCCAAAUCACAAAAUAAAAACCCUAGCCCUCUCUAAAACCCUUGGCAGCAAAAAUCGUGGCAGAAAUGGAAGAGAUAACGGAAGGAGUGAACAAUAUUAAUAUUACUGAAACCCAGAAGAAGAACCGAAUUCAGGUCUCCAAUACAAAGAAGCCGCUUUUCUUUUACGUUAAUCUCGCUAAGAGGUAUAUGCAACAACACAAUGAGGUGGAGCUUUCAGGACUUGGCAUGGCAAUCUCAACAGUUGUUUCAGUUGCUGAAAUUCUGAAGAACAAUGGAUUUGCUGUUGAGAAGAAAAUCAUGACAUCCACUGUGGAGAUAAAGGAUGAUUCUCGUGGAAGGCCUGUCCAAAAAGCCAAGAUUGAAGUAGUACUUGGGAAAACAGCAAAUUUUGAUGACUUAAUGGCUGCGGCCCAAGAGGCCAGGGAGAAUGGAAAUGGUGAGGAAUAAACAUGGAUCCAAGUUGAUGUUUGAAGCAGUCUUUGAUUAUUAUGCCUACUGUUAUGGAUGUUGAGUGAGUUUGAGUGGUGUAAAAUGGCACAAGAGAAAAUUUGAAUAGUGGGUAUGUGGCUUCACGUUUUGUAACAAAUUUUUUCUUGGAUGUGUGGUGGUUUAAGGCUUUCUUUAGGUGUAGCUAUUCUUUUAAUGUUGUUCAUUAACACUUUUAACAAAAUCCUGAUGAAAUUAUGUUUUGUUACUUGUUCUGCGA
Molecule: messenger RNA, 720 nt
Organism: Salvia hispanica
Lineage: Eukaryota; Viridiplantae; Streptophyta; Magnoliopsida; Lamiales; Lamiaceae
Cellular component (GO): nucleus
Molecular function (GO): RNA binding
Source: RefSeq, a predicted model, not a curated record